GUCUUUUACAAGUCGAAUGAAUUAAACCCUAAUAAGAAAUCUCAGAUGUGAAAUAAUCACUCUGGAGGAGGAGGAGAGUAAAUCAAUCCUGGCUGUCAAUUGCAGGAAUAAUAAUAAGAAAAAUGAAGGAAUCAAGUAUGAAAAGAACGGAUCCGACGGAUCGAAUCAGUGAGUUGCCUGAUACUGUUCUUUCUCACAUCUUAUCAUCCAUUCCUACGAAAUCUGUUGUAAGAACCAGCAUAUUAGCUAAAAGAUGGAGAUAUGUUUGGAAAUCAGUACCUGUUAUGGAUUUUGAUGAAAACCUCUUUCCACGCCAAACUGGUAAUGCUGAACAUGAGAACACCAGCUUUCUCAGUUUCGUUGAUCGGGUCAUGGAAUCACAGGAUGAUACCGAUAUAAGGAAGCUUCGUCUUGCGUUUUUCGAUGCUGAUAUUGUUCGAGUUAAUAAGUGGAUUCAGAUUGCCAUAGAUCGUAAUGUGCGUGAACUACUCAUAGAAACACCUAAAAAUUAUGUGGAGUUCACGGAAUCUCUUUUCUCUUGUAAUUCACUAGUUUACUUGAAGUUUGAUAGGUCCUAUGCUAACCUCAAACUUCCUGAAUCCUUUUGUUUUGGUAGCCUGAGAACCCUAUGUCUUAGUGCUGUUUAUUUCCCAGAGAAUGCUUUGCUUGUACAAUUUCUUUCUGGUUGUCCUGUCCUUGAAGAUUUGGAUAUGAAUGGAUGUCGAUGGAGUAUGUUAGAAUGUGAAGUUGAAAUUUCUUCUCCAACCGUUACAAGAUUCUCUUUAGAUGGUUCUUGCCCUGUGGUACGUAGCGAUGGUGAUUGCAAAAUGAAGGACCGGACCAUCAAGAUAUGCAUCCCAAAUGUCAAAUCUUUCAAAUACAUAGAUCACGUUGCGAAAGACUACAACAUGGAGAGUCACUUGUCUUUGGUUGACGCAUUUAUUGAUGUCAGAAUCGGAGAACCAUAUUGGAAUGAGGCAUAUGAGAAUUGUGGUUACUCUGUUGUCAAUCUUCUGAAAGGGGUUUCAAAUGCUAAAUAUCUAUCGUUGUCUGACUCGACUCUUGAGCUUUUGUGCGAGGCAUCUGAUUUGGUGGAGGUGCUUCCAAAGUUUCCUAAUCUCAAGAAAUUGGUAGUCGUCUCGGGCAGACACGAACUGCAUUUCAUAGCGAUAGCCUUCUUUCUACAGAGUUCUCCAGUUUUAAAGUCUCUUGAGAUACAAAUUGAGUCAUCUCCCAAAUACAAACACAUUUAUGACCAAGAAGAAGAGAGCUACGGAUUAGCAGAAGGUGAAGGUUUCGAGAAUCUAUAUCUACAUUGCCUCAAGGAAGUAAAGAUCAGUUGUUUUGGUGAUUCUGAACAUGAGCUUAAUUUUGUCAAACUGCUAUUGAGAGUUGCUAACAAAACAAAGAUAAACAUAAUCAAAGACAGGGGAGAUGAUAUAGAGAUCGUCUGCACAUAAACACUACGAAGUUUCUUUCUGAAGCAGUUUGAUGUUCCACUGUCAUGGUCUUGAGUCUCUUAUUGCCUCGUUAGAACUUAACACUGGGGUAAAACUUUCAGAAGGUCAAGAUUUUGCUUUUGUUCUUAGUUCUUUAGUUGGUGAAUAAGUGGAACCAAAAAGUUUUAGGGAUUCUGUUGCUAUUUUUCUCAUUACAAUGAUCCUCCAAAUCC
Molecule: messenger RNA, 1672 nt
Organism: Papaver somniferum (opium poppy)
Lineage: Eukaryota; Viridiplantae; Streptophyta; Magnoliopsida; Ranunculales; Papaveraceae
Product: F-box/LRR-repeat protein At4g14103-like
Exons: 4
Coding region: 123-1460 (445 amino acids)
Molecular function (GO): protein binding
Source: RefSeq, a predicted model, not a curated record